GGCGCACAUGCUCAGUACCGAUCACUGUGGAAAUCUGUAAUGGCUGCGGGAUGAUGUGAUACGAGUCCAGGUGCCGCGCCGCGUCUCUUUGGUAGGAAUGCCAUUUCCCUGAGACCGCCAACCACUCCAUUCAUUCCUCCGUCAACAUGGUUGACAUCCGACAGAAGAAUAAAGGUCGGACAUAGUAGUCGCGAGCUCUUGCGAGAGUCAUAAUCGUUGCAGUGCUGGUGUGUGAUAGUGCCAGUGAAUUGCGUGUGGUUGGCGGUAGUCAGGAGUGAUGGCUGUGAAGGAGCGGGUGGAGGCGGUGCUGAAUGUGGGCCUGCGGGUCCCCAGUAUCAUGUUACUAGAGGUGCUGUACCGCUGGGAUGUCAGCUCCUUCUUCCAGAAGAUCCAGAGAAGCAGCCUCAACAACAACCCCCUCUUCCAGUACAAGUACCUGGCCCUCUACCUUCACUAUGUGGGCUACAUUCUGAGUCUGGUUCUGCUCACCCUGCCCCGACAGCACCUGGUGCAGCUCUACCUGUAUGUGCUCACUGCUCUGCUGCUGUUUGCUGGUCACCAGAUCUCUAGAAAUGGCCGGAUGGUGGCAGGGGAACCGGACCGGAACUGUUGUGUCGCUGGAGCGGCAGAGAAGCAGUCAAUGGUUCUGAAAAACCUAUUACAGGUGCUGGGCACGCUGCUGAUCUACGUGCUCUUUAUGGUGGAGGAGCUCCGCAAGGCUCCGGUGGAGAACAUGGAUGAUGUCAUCUACUGGGUUAACGGCACCUACAGGCUGCUGGAGUUCCUGGUUGCGCUGUGCGUGGUGGCGUACGGUGUGUCGGAGACGGUGUUUGGGGAGUGGACUGUGAUGGGCUCCACCAUCGUACUCAUCCAUUCUUACUAUAACGUGUGGCUGAGGGCCCAGCUGGGCUGGCAGAGUUUCCUGCUCCGCAGAGAUGCUGUCAACAAGAUCAAGAGCCUGCCUACAGCUUCUCACCAACAACUCCAGCAGCACAAUGACAUCUGUUCCAUCUGCUACCAGGACAUGACGUCAGCUGUGAUCACCCCCUGCAGUCACCUCUUCCAUGCCGGCUGCUUGAAGAAGUGGUUGUAUGUGCAGGAGACCUGCCCUCUUUGCCACAACCAGCUGAAAGGCUUAUCACAAUCCGACUCUUCAACACAGGACGCCCCGCCACACGAGCCCCCAAUACAGCCAGCAGGGGAUCUGGACCCUUCACAGCAUCCAGAGUCAGAUUCAACCCUCCAGGUUCCCCAGCAAGACGACACCACUCUCGCUUCAGCGUCAGACCUCACGGCUGGGCUAAAAGACGACGGUGACACUCCUGCCUGCUCCUCCUCUCAAUCCUAAAACCUGCCUUGAGCCAUACCCAACUCCACACACUGCUGGCCAAAAGACAGUGUUACAGCAGAGGGUCUGAUGGGAAACUGUCAGCCCUCUCUGUGACUGAUACGUACACAUGGAAUGCUCCUGAGACAUCUAUACAAUCCAAAUCCUUCUACCGUCCCCCUCUCAUCCAGAAAAUUACAGAUUCCAGAGCUCAGAAAGCUUAUCUGCGGUGAAAAGAGUCAUUUCACCCCUUCCACAUCUGGAUCUACCAAAACACCAGCUCUUCCCCACCCUUUAUUACGAAACUACAAUCUCCAGCGAACACCAACCUGAAUGUGAUCAUGUGACCCUUCCUUAUAGUGCUGUGAUGCUCUGUAGGCACUUAGCACAUAUCCACUAGCACGCUCUCAGUAUCCAAUAGCAGUAGCCCUUCUUUUUUUGUUCUCUAUUUGUUUUAUUGAGAGAUUAUAUAUAUACAUAUAUGCCACUGCAUUUGCACUAAUGUAACAUAAAGCAAUGCUCCAAAGUUUGUCUUGUCUGAUACCAAAUAUUUUGGUCUGUAUGCAUUGAAUCAAAUUAUAUAUGAAAUAUAUACCCAUGUACAAAUAUAUAUGUAAAGGAGUUUUGAUAUGCAAAAGUACAGUGUUAAGCAGCAUCGAGUGUCAUGAAGCGCCUCAGGCUUAUAUGAACGCUGCGCCUCUAUCGACCUCUAGUGGCGGUAGUGGGAAGUGCCUCUGGCUGUGGAUAAACACUAUGACCGUUUAGGAGAGUCAAUUUCAUUCUCAUCAGUAUUUGGCAUUUAGCGCAUUUGUGAAUAUGAAUACAUUCGAGAAUGUAUGAGCACACUUUGCGAAUGCCUAAGUGUUUAAGUUAAUGUAUUUAACAUAGUUUGUUAAACGAAUGCUGUUUGGCUUGUGGGAUUUUUAAUCUCCAAAAGGGUUACUUUUAUCUAAGCCAUCAGAUUUUCUUUUUUUUAUUAUAAAAAAAAGCUGUUACAGCUAUUUUCCAUUCUUUUUCAUGAUUGAGAUUAGAGAGUAUAAUUCUAUAGCAUUUAACCUCUUCUUUUUUUAAUAAAGCAUACAUGUGGAAUGAUGUUCUGUGAAGGCUAACUUUGUUUGAAUUGCAGCUGAAUUCAGUAAAAUAUGCCUGAACGUGAGCCUGAAUGUCAGAAUAAAUCCAAACCUAACCCGUGAAA
This is a messenger RNA of Sinocyclocheilus grahami, 2522 nucleotides long. Its product is annotated as RING finger protein 145-like. Gene Ontology annotation, cellular component: endomembrane system. Lineage: Eukaryota; Metazoa; Chordata; Actinopteri; Cypriniformes; Cyprinidae. Bases 278 to 1348 code for a protein of 356 amino acids. Gene Ontology annotation, biological process: proteasome-mediated ubiquitin-dependent protein catabolic process; ERAD pathway. The transcript has 7 exons. The record is from RefSeq and is a predicted model, not a curated record. Gene Ontology annotation, molecular function: zinc ion binding; ubiquitin protein ligase activity.